GUGUCUUGGUCGGGCAGAGGGCGAGAUCACGGCUGAUCACCCAUACUAAUAUAAUAGCCAGUUGCAGUGGCGAACGGCGAUGGGUGGAAGCAGUCACCUCUUGGCAAAGGUGGUGGCUGUACGCUGAGCCGACACCGAUCGCUUCUGCACAGCUAAGACCGUUCAGAAACCAACUGAAUCCGGUGAACCGAGCAUCCUGUCUUGUCCUCUGCGGUGCGCCGUGUCCCAACCGUGCCCUGUGAAAGGUCUAAAACGCAUCGAAUGCAUCGGUUCUGACAACAGUAAUCUUUUUAGAUUCUACGCGUGCGGCCUUCGGCGACGAUCCAGGCCGUCAUGACCUCCAUCCAAGUCUAAGCCACUUCAAUGUUCCGCCAUGGAACCCUUCCAAAGUGUCGCUUCCCGCGCCCUUCGUGUCUUGUUCAGCCUCGUCCAGCAACUUCGUGGGCCCCGUCUUCAAUUCACGGCUUGCAGAACUGCGUCCUGUCCUCUUGCACUCCCGACGUAGUCAUCUCCUCGUUCAUUGCCCAAACCACCGAGCACCAAAAUGCUGCGCCCGCUUCCUAUACCUCCGAGGUCAUGCAGCGCAGAUAUAGACCCACGGAAAUGCGAACCGGGAGCGUGCAUCGGCGCCUCCCGUCUAUCGCAUCCACAAGUACGGUCACCGACAGUCAUCCUCCUCGGCCGCGCCCUCUUCCACGACCGAACGCCGAGUCGUCGUGCGCGAAGCCCGCGUUGAGGCCUCUCCCGACGCCUGUGCUGUCGGACACUGCGUCUACGUGUUCCGGCAACUCACUCGCCCGCUCGGCUUCGCUGUACAGCGCGGCCUCCGCCUCGACCUCGUCAUUAGCCACCGACUCCUCAUCCUCCGACUCCUCAUCCCGUCCGAUGACGCCGUCGCAGAGUCCGGAGGCGGACGACGACGUCGAGGUUGUUCUUCCGGAUGACAUGGAGUGCCUCGGGGGCAGCGGACUGUUCAGUUACGGGAUGGGUACGUCCCGCGACGACGCCGAGAGUGGGCAGAGCCAAAGACUCAUGUUGGCGGCGGCACUCGCAAUCAGGGCGCACGAUAUCGUGGAACAGGAAAUAGUGUGGAAGGCGUUCGUGCUGAAGAAGGGCAACCUGCUCCCGGUAGAGUAGGUCUGCAUUCGGCGGAUCAUGAGUGCAUACUUAUCGCGGCUCACUAAAUCUUGAUGACCUAGGCUCAAGUUAAUCGAGACCCUGACGUCUGGCACGUUGGACCCGACAUUCGUUUCGAUCUCGCAACAAGAUACCUGUAGAUAUUUCAAUCUUCUCUUCAUAACCUUCUGCUGUAUUCGUAGAUUUUCGUUCUUGCCGGUUUAAAUGUAGCAUUCC
Fomitopsis serialis is the source of this 1353-nucleotide messenger RNA. RefSeq lists its product as uncharacterized. The transcript has 3 exons. Lineage: Eukaryota; Fungi; Basidiomycota; Agaricomycetes; Polyporales; Fomitopsidaceae. Bases 364 to 1137 code for a protein of 257 amino acids. The record is from RefSeq and is a predicted model, not a curated record.